AUGCGCAAAUGUACCGACACCGUGACUGAAAGACACCUGGCCAAGAGGCGGCGCCGGUGGGGGGAUCUUGGACUAGAAGGGACAUUCCUUAGUGAAGUUCUCUAUAAGAAUGCUGCCUUUCUCAACCUUGUGGAUCCCAUCUCCCAUGAGCUCUUGAUGAGCCUAGCCAGAGACCUGCAGUGCCCCAAGAAGGAAUAUGACCCUUGGAAGUCUGCAGAUCGGAUCUGCCGGCAGCUGAUUUAUCAUUUGACUCCUCAUUCAAAAUGGCAACAGCACAGCAUGCCGUGUCGGAAAUCACAGGCAAGUCUGAAGAACGCAUUACAGAAGAAGCUGAGCCAAGAUGCUAUGCACCUAUCAGGGAUCCCCCUUUCCACACGGGACAUCCAUCGCAUGGCCUAUUACCUGCAGAACAAUGGCCACAGCCUCAGCAUAGUGGACCUGAGCUUCACUGACUUGAAUGAUGAUAAGCUGCACCUCCUGCUUCCUGUUCUGUGGUCACUGCCCAAACUCACACAUCUCUCCCUCAACGGGAAUCGCCUGACCAAAGCCACUGUGAAAGAACUGACUGAAGCCAUGAAGGACAUGAACCGGUUCCCUUGCUUGGCCUGGAUUGACCUUGGCAACAAUGUAGAUGUCUCUUCUAUGCCACAGCCUCUGCUGGUUGGCUUGCGGAAGCGUCUCAAUUUGCAGACCACCCUGCCUACCAUCUAUGAGUCCCUCGACAGUGAUUCCGAGCUCUCUAUCAGCCCCAAGAUUGGCCAGCUAGAAGGCACAGAGGUGGCAGCAGCAGCAGUAUUGCAAGCUGACAAGGCACAGCCAAAGGUUGAAGAAGAGUCAUGCAUCUUCCCCCUAUGUGAAAGGUGACUGCGCAAAUUAAGACCUUCUGUACAAGUCAAGAAUGAUGCCAUGGCAGUAGUAUUUGCUGUGCAGGCGCAAGGCCUCCAGCUCUUCCAGCCAGUUUUGUUUGGCACUUCUCUUGCCUUUAACAGCCCCGAUCAACUGUACGUUUAUCCAGUGAAAGACCACUGCACUUCACAGCCAGAGUCUUCAUUUCACGUACUUUGUAACGGGAUCAGUCACUUACCGUGAUGAAAAGGAACCCAUCAGUAGAUAAACAAUUUGUAGGAACUCAGAACAACCUCCAGGUAGCACCGGCUGGGAUAAAGUACAAGUGGUUGCCUUCUUCUUUCCCUUUCUUCCCCUCAACUUAUUAAGUGUCGGGGAGGCAAUGACUCCACAGUGAGGGUUCUGCGUUUAAAGGCUGAGCCGCUCCUCGAGAGGGCCUUGACAAGAAAAGCAAGCACAAGCUACUCCCUUGUGCUAAGCGCCCUCCCCACUGCAGUGGUGUUUUCAUUCUCCAAACAAAGGGCAAUGGAAUCCCACAUUCCGCUCUGUGUGCAGACCAAGAGAACAUGUGACUGGGUUGCAGUGUCAGGGUAUUUCAAGCCCAGGCAUUAGAGAUGGGUGUCUCUACUCUGUCUCUUUGGGUAUCAAAAGAAACAAGUAUUGCAGAUACUGCUGUUGUUUGGAGGGGGAGGAGGAGGAAUGCUUGUAUCGCUUGGGCUGCUUGAUACAGAGAUAUGAACCUGUCUAAAACACAUCACAACUCUGCCUUGCUUGCUGCCCAAUGGGGAUGGCUUAAUUUUAAAGCAGUGUUAAAAUACAUCAAUACCAGUGCGGAAACAGACAAUGCAGUACUUCCCACAGUUUGCUGUAUGCAAUGAAGAACAAUAAAUGACUUUUCCCCUUAAAGGUGGAACACGUUAAUAGGGAGUGAGCAGAAUCACCACAGACCUCCAAGACAACUGACUUAAAAGUUCCUCUAUUCAAGCCCUGCUGCACUGAAUGGAAGGUAUGCAAGAGCAGUCGAGAGGGGGCCCAUUUUCUGUAUUAAAACAGAAUGUCUUCAUUACAAAUUAAUGUAAUUCAAGUGCU
Molecule: messenger RNA, 1935 nt
Organism: Gekko japonicus
Lineage: Eukaryota; Metazoa; Chordata; Lepidosauria; Squamata; Gekkonidae
Gene: LRRC75B
Product: leucine rich repeat containing 75B
Exons: 4
Coding region: 1-864 (287 amino acids)
Source: RefSeq, a predicted model, not a curated record